CAGUUACAAAAUGUUCAAGCUCUUGUUAUUCGUUUGCUUGCAAUUCUUGUUAAUUUCUUUAGUAACAAGGGUUGAAGGUCAAAGCUGCCACCCUAUUGGAAUAUGUCAAAAAAGUUGUGAAGUGGAAAUUGGCGCGACCAAACCCUGUCCAUCAACUACAAAAUGUUGUUUGGGAUUGGGACAGAAAUAAAAUUAGAGAAGUUUAAUCGAAUUUUUGGAAAUAUUUAUAGCAUGUCAAGUAACAGUGGAUCAGUUAAAAUAUGUGACGACGUUGGAAAAUGGAAGAGUACAAGACUAACAUCCUAAUAAACAAUUCUUUUCGAAUUACUACUACAGACAUCUAAGUUAACUUAAAAGUAAAUUAAUUGUAAAGAAUUCGAAAUAAAAUUUCAACAACAUUUAUUAAGUACAUUGAUUAUCUUUUUAAAAAUCAUUCUGAACAAGUGACGAAUCAUUUUUGUUUAUAAAGGCAGACAGAUGCACUAAAAAUUCAGUAGUUCUAUCACCACAAUGAAAGCGACUUACACUGUCAUAUUUCUGGUGCUCUGCACACCAUGGAUUUAUUCGGCGGCAGCUUCGGCAAUUCCAGUGGAAAUAGGAAUAGUAAAUGAUGAAUACCAAACAACUGAAGCAGGAUUGACUGAUUCCAUGGAUAUGGAAUCAAAUGUUACUGCCAACAAAACCGAAGAGGAUGUGGAGCAGGCACUAGCACAAGAAUCUGAAACCUCUAACGCUAUUGAGCCUGAAGUUCGCCCAACGAAGCGUCCAAAACGUCCUAAUUCUAACAAACGACCAGCUGCUGGCGAUCACAAGCCCCAUCAUCACAAUCCCAUGGCACUACCAGCAUCCUGGCCAUACUAUCCAAUUCCAUAUCCAAUGUCAUAUCCACCUUGUCCAUAUCCGCAGCCAAUGUUUUACCCAAUGCCUAUGUAUUCACCAUACUUUUUCCCAUCCCAAAUGCAUACUUUAGAAAAGAAAAUCCCCGCUAAUGCUAUGCAAUCAGAUGUCGUCGAUUCUGCAGAGUCAGGAGAAGAAAUCAGUAAUGAAGAGCUGCUCAGAAAUGCCAAUUUGUGGAAAAAUCGCUUCGAAAACAAGUGGGCAAACAAGACAACCAACAGUAGUACAACCGUUAAGCCAACUAAGAGAUUCAUCAUUAGAAAUUGGGUAGCUAACAAACUCAAUAAGAAAACUACAACUACAACCACUACAACCACAACAACAACUGCAACAUCAACAACAACAACAACAACUACUACUACAACUACAACAACGCCUUCUACCACAGCAAUAAUAGCUCUACUACCAACAUAG
This is a messenger RNA of Drosophila sulfurigaster albostrigata, 1311 nucleotides long. RefSeq names its product salivary glue protein Sgs-3. Bases 511 to 1311 code for a protein of 266 amino acids. The record is from RefSeq and is a predicted model, not a curated record. The transcript is spliced from 5 exons. NCBI's taxonomy places the organism in Eukaryota, Metazoa, Arthropoda, Insecta, Diptera, Drosophilidae.